Suillus subalutaceus is the source of this 1901-nucleotide messenger RNA. Its product is annotated as cytochrome P450. NCBI's taxonomy places the organism in Eukaryota, Fungi, Basidiomycota, Agaricomycetes, Boletales, Suillaceae. The record is from RefSeq and is a predicted model, not a curated record. Gene Ontology annotation, molecular function: iron ion binding; heme binding; oxidoreductase activity, acting on paired donors, with incorporation or reduction of molecular oxygen. The transcript has 12 exons. Bases 1 to 1467 code for a protein of 488 amino acids.
AUGUUCUGGGUACUUCACCUGUUCAUCUGGAUCGUGAAGCAACGAUAUCAGGCCGCAAGGCGGUUGCCAUUACCGCCUGGACCGCCUGGACGUUGGCUUUUAGGAAAUACGAUGCCAAAGUCAAAUGCGCCAUUUCAAUUCGCGAGGUGGACAGAGCAAUACGGUCCCGUGUUUUCGCUCAAACAAGGCCAUAGGAUUUUCGUGAUUAUAGGACGUUAUCAGGCUGCGGUAGAUAUCAUGGAAAAAGAAGCAGGAAAUCUCGGUGACCGCCCACGUUCUAUUGCAGUGCAAGAGACAUUAUCUGACGGGAUGAGAAUUGUCCUUGAGGGCAGUGGUGAGAAAUUGCGCCGGCUCCGAAGGGUCUUGCACGCAGGCUUACAACCCAAGGUUGCGGAGACCUACGAGCCCAUCCAGACUAGGAAUGCGAAGAAUCUGAUUUUAGAUAUCUUAAAUGAUCCAAAGAAUCACCAAGGUCAUGCCAUGCGUUAUGCAGCUUCCGUGGUCAUGUCCUUCACUUAUGGAAAAACUACUCCGACUUCGUACUCAGACCCUGAAGUCGUUGCCGUCAACAAGUCUAUGGAGCGUUUUGGUCAAGCCAUGAAGCCGGGAGCAUACCUUGUGGAUGCGUAUCCAAUCCUGCGUUUCAUCCCGGGCUACCUGAACCAAUUGAAGGCAUGGCACCAAGAAGAACUUGCUCUCUUCAACGGGCAGUUGGAUGCGGUGCGAAGACAGAUGGGUGAGGAGACCGCGACGCCAUCCUUCGGGAGGUUCAUUUUAGAGCACCAGAAACAGUAUCAGCUCGAAGACAAGGAAAUGGGAUACAUUGCAGGAGCAAUGUUCGCGGCUGGUUCUGAUACGACUGCAUGUGCAAUCACAAUUAUGAUGAUGGCUGCUACCAUUCACACGGACGCACAGGCUCGCGUACAAGAGGAGCUUGACGACGUCGUGGGGCGUACGCGGCUGCCGACAUUUGAUGAUCAGGAAAUGCUGCCGCAGGUUACCGCGUUCAUGCUGGAGAGUCUGAGGUGGAGACCUGUUGCCCUUGGAGGCUUUGCGCAUCGCGCGAAUAAGGACAUAAUUUGGAAUAACUACCUCAUUCCUGCAGGUGCGACUGUUAUUGGCAACCAUUGGGCUAUCGCAAACGAUCCUGAGGUCUUCCCAGAACCGCAAAAGUUCAAUCCUCAGCGUUGGAUCGACGAUGCAGGUCGUGUACGCAAUGAUCUCCGAUUUUUUACUUUCGGCUUUGGCCGCCGAGUGUGUCCCGGUCAACAUGUCGCAAAUCGGUCUAUCUUCAUGAACACGGCUCUUAUUCUCUGGGCUUUCCGUCUGUCUGAGAACCCUGCAGCGAAGAUUGACACGCUUGCUUUCUCGGAUACUGUGGUUGUACAUCCUGCUCCGUUUGAGAUAUGUUUGGAGAAGAGGAUCGAUGAGAAUCUGAUUAGGGAACUGUGUGCACCUGAGGAGUAAAGGGCGUUUAUCUAGGAGCUUGAAAGUUCAGUCGUGUUUAUAGUAUGGAAAAUAGUUAAUAGUUAAUAGUUAAUAUUUAAUGGUUAAUACAUUCGCUCCAGCCAUUGUUACUUGCGCGAGGAUGGAUUUUCGUAGUCUAAAUAUUACACAGCGUGUGCUUGAGACUGCGAUGGAGACCUUGGGAUUGUUCAAAGUAGAAACUGCAAGUCGCAGACUUGGAAGAAUGUUAUGUGAUGUGAGUCCGCUAACACCUGGUCGGAAGAUCGAGGAUGAAUCGUAAUGGAUGACAUACGCUGAGAUCGCAAUACUUGAUGUAAUAGUCAUACCACACCCGUCGCACUGCGUCGAGCAGUACACGCAGGUGCCUUUGUGCUUGCCAUGGUCCUUCUGAAGGAUCAGCUUGCCGCAUUGCACUUCAGAACACGGGAUCUCUU